ACAAACCGCAAAUUUGUGAGCAGGUCAAAUAAAUACUCGCAAAUAAGAUUAUAAAUUAAAAUUUUCAAUGGGUGUGCGAGGACUCACCGGUUAUAUAGCGCGUCAUGCAGAGCAAUAUCUGCUGCCUUACGAAUUACAUGAUUGCAAUCUGGUGAUCGAUGGCGAUAGCUUGUCCUGUAAUUUAUUCAAAGACGUGUCGGGGAAUUGUUCAGCCUUUGGUGGCGACUAUGAUGACUUCUAUCGUGCUGUGGUGGAAUUCUUUCAAGUGCUAGCUGAAUGUAAUAUUGAACCUUAUGUUUUAAUGGAUGGUGGAUAUGAAUAUCGCAAAUUGCAUACAGUCGGUAAACGGUUGAGAGGAAAAAUAGCCAUAAUCAAACGCAUAAAUCCUUGUGGCUCCAACACAAUAUUUCCACUACUCAUGAAGGAAGUAUUUGUUGAUGCAGUACGUGAUUGUGGAGUGUCUGUGAUGCGUUGUGUGUUUGAGGCAGAUGACGAGUUGGCGACACUAAGCCGGAAGCUUGGAUGCCCAGUGCUUACCUAUGAUUCUGAUUUCUAUAUAUAUAAUGUGCAAUAUAUACCACUAAUUACAUUGACAGUAAAAGCGCAUACAAAGCGUUUAGAUGAAGCAGAAGAGUCGAAGGAAGAUACAUUGCCCCAGCGUAAACUGCGCAAAAACGAAGCGAAACGUGUGGAGAAAUUGACAAAGGCGAAUCGCAUAGUAAGUGAAAUUCAGGUGAAUAACAUCGAAAAACGCGCGCCGAAAAAGGGAAAAACUUACAAAUUCUUGGACUGUUGCAUAUACCGAAUUGAGCACUUAAUAGCGCGACGAUCGAUUUGUAAAGAGAAGUUACCACUUUUUGCAGCACUGCUAGGCAAUGAUUACAUUGGACGUUCUUGUUUCAAAAACUUCUUCGCCGCAGGAAUGGGCAAAGUUGGGCGAAGUCGAAAAGUGCAACGUCAACAGAAAAGAAUACAAGUAAUAUUACAGUGGCUAAAAGAUGAAACUGUGGAAUCGGCACUAUCGAAAAUUUUAAGUCGUUUGCGCAAGGUUCAGAGAAAGUCUUUGUUGGAUCAAAUGAAUGCAGCAAUCAGUGGAUAUUCAAUUGAAAAAUGUCACUCCUAUGACUUUUUUAUAAAACAUUAUGAUAACGCAUUUGUAAGGUACCCGCCAAAGAAACUGGAGGAUGACAGUGAUGAUGUUAUUGAUGAAGUCGAAGGCGUCGAAGAAGAACAAGACGAUGUCGCAGAAAGUAAUGAAGAAUGUCCGGAAGAUGACAGUGGGGAAGACAGUGAUAGUGAAGAGGAUUCUGAUCUCGAAGAAGGAGACAAAGAUGAAGCAAUAGAAGGUGGUGAAGACAAAGAUAAUGAAGAUGAGAAUGAAAACGAAAACGAAGAAGGAGAUGAAGAUGAGGAGGAUGAAUGUGAAGAUAAGACAGCAAAAUUCCCCACUUGGUUCUUGGAAAAGUUAUAUCCUGCACACCUACCACGCUACUUUGUGGAUCUCGUACAUCUUCGAAAAUAUAUAAACAGUCCACAAAUUGAACAUUUUCCCUAUAACGAUUGCAAUGAAAUUGCACUGCCAAUUUUAAGAUAUAUUUUUACAUUAUUGAACAGUGCAAAAGGUGAGGAAACGCAACCCGCGCUUGACGAGAACGGUGAACCACUCCCUAUUGAGUUUACUUAUAUGGGUCGAAGACCGCGAGUUACAAAUAUACAUUACACGCGCUAUGCCAUUGAAAGUGAAAAGAAAUUUGAAUUUACACCUGCGCAACCUGAACCUGAACAUUUACGAAACGUUUUUAAAGAUAAAAUGCCUCACUUGGACAGUGAAAAACUUUUUGGAAAAGUUGAACAACUCCCAAAAGACCUACAAUUGUAUUUCCUUGCUAUAGUUUAUUGGCUGCAUAAAUCACAAAAUUGUGACCUAAUACAUCUUCAUGCUUUAAUUAUAUGUGUGGUUGUACUGCGUACAAUCGACUCGAAAAUACCCGCCGAACGUGAUCUAAAGGAAUUCCAGAAGCGUUUUGGCAAAAUUGUCAAAAAAGAAAAAAUUGUUCGUGAUACUGAAGCGCUUAAAGGUAAUCCACGCACGAUUAAGGACCAUCUGCUCGCGUUAUCUAUACCGGAACGCAUGGAGUAUAUACCAAAAUCCGAUUGCUACCUCGUCAUGGAUAAUUUACUAAAGCAUUUUCAUAUGCAGGAAAUUUUUAAAAAGAAAUACGAUGCAUAUUCGACAAUUGUUUUGCAUGCCUUCUCAGAACUCCAAUCGAUUGUCUUUCAGUUGUAUGGACUAAACGGUUUGCUUGAUAUGCCCUAUGAGCAAGCAAAAAUGGGUCAACUAUUUUGUGGUGUCUUCAUUUACAAUUUAUACGAUUUGUUAAAGACGCGUGUUGAUAUUACAUAUUACAUAAAAAACUUUAUUUUUCGUGACUCACAAAUGAUGUUUGACUUCUACAACUAUCUAUGGCAAUCGUGUGAUGAAUUUGUGCCGCAUUGGAAACGACCUUCCACAUCGACAACUACAACAGUCGUAAAUAAAAAAGCUUUGAAAAAGAAACGCCAAGCUGCGCGUAAGCUUACAGCUGCGCAGGAGAAUGCGGAUCCCAAUGCGGAUAUUGUAGAUCGCAGCGGAAGUGAUGAGGCUGCAGUUGCGGAAGAAGUGUUCGAAGACUUGAAUAACAAGUUUAGCACAUUCCUUACAGUGAGAUAAAAAUGUAAGAAUAUUGUAAAUUUGUUGUACAUUUAUAUAUGUAUGUAUGCAUAGAAAACCGCGAAAAAUAAAAAUAAUGUU
Messenger RNA from Bactrocera tryoni, 2791 nucleotides. It is a transcript of the gene ast, whose product is annotated as protein asteroid. Lineage: Eukaryota; Metazoa; Arthropoda; Insecta; Diptera; Tephritidae. The coding region runs from base 68 to 2710 and encodes 880 amino acids. The transcript has 2 exons. The record is from RefSeq and is a predicted model, not a curated record.